Nylanderia fulva is the source of this 2322-nucleotide messenger RNA. RefSeq lists its product as uncharacterized. The record is from RefSeq and is a predicted model, not a curated record. NCBI's taxonomy places the organism in Eukaryota, Metazoa, Arthropoda, Insecta, Hymenoptera, Formicidae.
AUAGAUCGCAUCAAUCGCGCGCGAGCUGUCACCUGUCAUCAGCUGACGCGGAGAACCGGUCGUGUCGCGUUGUUUACUUUCGUUUCAUUUUCGUACGGCCUGGGAUAAAACGCACCCUGACAGAUAUUCUUCCGGUGCACGAUUCAAAUAUCGUUACACGAUCGCGUAAUUCGCGAACGGAUUCGUGAGAAACGACUCUAGGAUGGAUAGGAGAUCCUGUCGGUGAUUUAUUUCCACGGCGAGGUCAGGUUAUGUCCGUCGUCGUCGUCGGCUCACCGCGGACACUCGGGUACACGCGUUUCACACCGGCUCGUGAGAAUUCUCAGGAUGAGAACCGGCGGCAUGCUGGACGGCCGCGAGUUCGGCAAACGCGUACGUCGUCUCCUGGACGGCAAUUACUCCUAUCGUAAGAUCCUCCUCAUCGUUCUGGUGUGCGGCGGCUUGCUGCUGUACUUCGGCCCGUCUUUCGCGCAGUGGCUCUUCUCCACAGCUAGGGAACCCAUAGAAGCGUUUGAGGCUCACUGCAUAAAUGAGAGGCUGGCCAGUUUUUACUUUGAUGCCGUAGAAUAUAACGCAAAUAUUCUGCACAAUCCACCCAAAGAGAAUGAAUAUUCUUACCUGCCAUAUAUUGGCAAUGGUGUCUUUGGAGUUCCUGUUUCUCCAGAAGGUUGGCUGUAUAUUAAACACGGAAGAGGACUUUUGCUUCCAGUUCAGUGGCAACCAUUGAUCUCGUACUCUAUACCCAAGGAUAGCUUUUAUCAAGAAGCUACUGUUGUUCAUUUUACAAACGGAAUUGUUUACAAGUAUCAGUGCCUUAGAGAGGGAUAUCACAUAGAUUUUCAAUAUUAUGCUCACAGAGGUCUUGAAGGAAUUUUGGUACAGACUAUAAAAGUCUCUAAUCCAUUUUCGCUCUCUCAAGAGGUGCCAUUGAAGCCACAGGAAUCUAUUCAUUGGAGUAACUCUCACAUAGAGCCCAUCAAGAUUCAGGUAGAUGGGUUUAAUCACGAAUACACUCUGGUGUCCGGAUUUGUGUCAGUGCCCAAUUCCAACAAGAUAAUAGUCAUAUCGAUAAUUUACAAGGUUCCACCUAAAACGGUGCAAGUAAAAGCGCGCAGUUCUAUCAAAUUGGAAUUCUUAUCGAGCAUUCAGUACAGUGAACCAAUUUCGUCCGAACAGUAUCAUAUAGAACGCGAUGCCACCAAGAAGAAGGCGAUUGAUUUAAUGAAAAAAGCGAUUGGACGUCAGCAACGAAGCCUGAGAGAGGAGCAUGUGAAUCUCUGGCAAAGUUAUUGGUAUGCAGGCUUAAGAAUAAGCGACUCCAAGGCCGAUGGCGCCAUUAACGGCCACAAGAUUAAUUCUACCAUGUAUUAUGUACUAUCUCAAGUAUCGCGAAGUACUCAAGAUGUGGAGAAAAAUGUUGCCAUGAACGAAGGCUGCUAUCGAGGUCAUCAUACCUUAGAUGCUACUCGUUUGUGGAAAGACACAUCUUCCAUUGAAGCUGUAAAUGAAAUAGUCGAGGCAUGGUUGAUAACGUUAGAGAAACAAGGCUGCCAUCAUUUAGUGACCGGUGGUCCUGCGGCUGUACAACAAGCAAUUGUGUUGAGUCUUGGUAGUCUGAGAUUCAGUAAUCAACAUCUUGAAUUCAAUAUCGAUCCUCAGUAUCUUCAUCGCGACUACUUGUUCAAGCGUAUAAGUUACGGAAAUUUAACGCAUGUGAAUAUAUCCGUGACAGUCGGUGAGGAUAAUCGUGCAAUAUUAGGUGUAGCUUUGGACAAGAGUGAUAGCGUUUAUUUCGGAUGUGAUGCUGGCUGUUUGGAUGCGCCGGUGCCUCUCAGUCAAGCUUAUACGAACUUUCCCGUCAAGUUAACGAAACCGCUAACCGCAAUACUUUAUAUAACAUCUGAUCAUCAGCAUAUGCAAGAUCUUCGCAAUGCUUUACACGUGCACGAAGUGGACGACGCACCGGCGCACGAUCAUCAAGUUAUGGCCUUGCACAAACAUGGACAUCAACUUGGAGGCUUGCCUACUUUAUUCUGGGUAAGCAUAUGUUUUCUGAUAAUUGUGUUCCAUCUAUUUCUAUGUAAGUUAAUUUGUAACGAGUAUUACAGCCAUCAGGAUCGGCAGCGAGUCCGAUAUAAUAAACCAUGAUAUGAUUGUAUAUAAUUUUCUUAAUUAAUGCGAUGUGUACAUAUGUAUAUUGUUGUAAUAUGUACAUAAAUAUACAUAUAUAUUUUUUUAAGUGAUGUAUCUAGCAAGCUGAUCAUUUUUCAAGUAUAUGAAUGCAUACAUAUAAUAUAUAAAUUGUAUUUUUUUUAAAGCGUA